Molecule: messenger RNA, 2853 nt
Organism: Tachysurus vachellii
Lineage: Eukaryota; Metazoa; Chordata; Actinopteri; Siluriformes; Bagridae
Gene: prkg1l
Product: protein kinase cGMP-dependent 1, like
Exons: 19
Coding region: 350-2110 (586 amino acids)
Biological process (GO): protein phosphorylation
Molecular function (GO): cGMP-dependent protein kinase activity; ATP binding
Source: RefSeq, a predicted model, not a curated record
GUCACACUCAGCUGUCCCGGAUCUGCCACAGGGCAACAUCGUGCUUCAUCUGUAAAGGUGAAGAGAAGAUCUGUGCUUACAGAGCCUACAAACCUGGACCUGAAUCUGAUCCUACAGAAUCCUCCCAUGAGCCACAGCAAGAACCUGGAGUGAGUCUCACAUCUGAUCUCAUCAACUGUACUAUACUAUAAUUAGAUGCUGUUGUGUGUGUGUGUGUGUGUGUGUAUGUGUGUGUGUUUGAGCUCUCACCCACAGAGAGAAAUAUGGCAAUGUCAAAGGGGUUGGCGAUGUUUUGGAAAAUUUGAUCCUGGCCCAGCGGCGGUUGUAGUGAAAUGACACAAAGAUAUUGAUGCACGCAGUGUGUUUCUUUCUCAGUGGUUCUCUGUCUCCAAGGUCUCAGCGAGUGAUCGAGGCGGCACUAAGGGAGAACGAGUGGCUGAAGUAUGUCGGGAAGGAGUUAUCAGACCUGGUGGAUUGUGCGUACCUUACAACCGUCGCCCAAGGAGCCAGACUCAUCCGAGAGGGCGAUGAGGCGUCUCAAUCCUUCAUCCUGGAAGAGGGAAAACUUGAGGCAUCCAGGGCUGGCCAGAAGCUGCACAUUAUCGAGGCUGGAACACUCUUUGGAGAGCUGGCUCUGCUUUACAACUACACCUGUACCUCUACUGUUACAGCACUGGUGAGCAGUAAGCUGUGGGUGCUGGAGCGUCAGGCGUUUCAGAGAAUCAUGCAGAGGAGCAGUGCUCUCCGCAUCACUCAGUGUGUGGAUGUUCUCCGCAGUGUGCCGUUGCUCUGCGCUUUACCUGAGGGGAAUCUUAUUAAAAUCUCAGAUGCUCUGCAGGAGUGUCAUUACAGAGACGGGGACUACGUUGUGAGACACGGCGUUCCUGGAGACACCUUUUUCAUCGUGAGCAGUGGCCAGGUGCGAGUGUUAGAGAGGCGCUCGGUCAGUGAGGACAGCGUGUGUGUGUCUGUCCUGUCCAGAGGAGACAGCUUCGGGGACAGAGCACUGAAAGGAGAGGUAUCAAGGUCUUUGAGUCUUGUUUCUACAGGUGAUGUCACAUGUCUGGCCAUAAACAGAGAGACUGUCCUGAGGUUUACAGGAGCAUCGAUGGAGAACGGAAGCAAUGAGCUGAAAGCCAGGCCUGUAGACGAAGGUGACGGACUGUGCCGUGUCUCACUCAGCGACGUCCAGGUGUUGUGUAAUGUCGGAGAAGGACGGUACAGCCACACACUACUGGUCCAUUUGAAGAACGACACCAGCCGCGUGUUCGUGAUGAAGGUGAUAAAUAAACAUGCUUUAGUGAGCUCGGGUAACAGAGCACGCGUCCUCACGGAAAAACAGAUCCUGAUGGACGCCCGCUGUCCUUUCAUUGUCAGGUUAUAUUGUACCUUUCGAGAUGGAAAGUGCCUCUACAUGUUGAAGGAAGCAUGUUUGGGUGGAGAUCUGUGGACUUUACUAAGGGAGAGAGGUCCGUUUGAUGAAAACGCAGUGCGUUUCUACGCGACCUGCGUUCUGGAGGCUCUGAGAUUCCUCCACGGCCAAAGCAUCAUCCACAGAGACCUGAAACCUGAGAACGUCCUGCUGGAUCAGAAAGGAUACGCCAAACUGGCAGGCUUCAGCUCUACUAAGCAGCUUGCUUCUCUCCAGAGAACCUGGUCAUUCUGUGGCUCAGCAGCUUACCAGGCUCCAGAGAUCAUUCUGCACAAGGGUCACGGUGUAAUGGUGGAUCUCUGGGCUUUAGGAGUCUUUGUGUACGAGUUACUCAGUGGCAGUCCUCCAUUCUCAGGCUCAGAUCAGCUAAAGAUCUGUGCAGCAGUUUUGAAGGGAAUCGAUGCUGUAGAGUUCCCAGAGGUCAUCAGCAAUCCUGCGGCUGAUUUCAUCAAACAGCUCUGCAGAGAGAAUCCCACAGAGAGGCUGGGCUACAGGAACGGGGUCAGAGACAUCCAAGGACACAAGUGGUUUGAAGGAUUCGAUUGGGAUGCUGUGUGUAAAGGCUCACACACUCCACCUAUAUUACCACAUGUGCAAGGCGGUUCGGAUUUUUCCAGUAGUGAGGAUCAGACAGGUCCGUCACCGGUAGAUGACUCGGACUGGGACGAAGACUUUUGAUCUGUCUAUCGGUCAGAUGUGACGUGACGGACUAUGUGAACUAUUGUGCUAAAGAACAAACUGUAUUGAAUAAAGAAAGAAAUUUUCAAUCUAAAUGAAAUGUAAUAAUUCAGAAUAUGUUCAUUUCAAUAAUCUGGCUACAUCUAUUUAUCCUAUGAUUUGGAAGUUAUCUGUAUCUUCCUACAAAAUCUGUUUAAUGUGAAAUUAACGCUGAAUCAUAGCGUUAAUUUCAGCAGCUCUUCAGUGGCUGGAUUUGCUCCAUGUCUGGGAAUCAAACCCGGGUCAUGGCCCACCAGGAGGCUCAAAAGUGCAUAAAUGUGAAAAUUCUUAUUUUGUUGUUGAAAGAUAAAUGUUAUUUUGUGAGAAUUUAAUAAUGUUUCAUUUGUACUAGUAAAAAUGUAAAUGUUGUCAUGACCGGUAUUAAGAUUUUUAGCAGAGUAAAAAAGUAAAAUACUUUUAUAUUCGUUAAUUGGUGGUUCAAGCGGUUAAGGCUUCGGGUUGGGGAUUUCGGGUUUCGAGCUCCAGCACUUCCAAGCUGCUACUGUUGGGCCCUUGAGCAAGGCCCUUGACCCGCUCUGCUCCAGCGGUGCUGUAUCUUAGCUGACCUUGUGCUCUGACCCCCAACCUCCAAAAGUUGGGAUAUGUGAAGAAAGAAUUUCACUAUGAUGUAAUGUAUAUGUGACAAAAUAAAAUAAAGGCUUCUAUUACAUUAAGUUAAAAUGAUCACCAAUAAAAUAAAAUAA